Messenger RNA from Echinops telfairi (small Madagascar hedgehog), 1423 nucleotides. RefSeq names its product DExD-box helicase 39A (gene DDX39A). The transcript has 8 exons. The record is from RefSeq and is a predicted model, not a curated record. Gene Ontology annotation, biological process: mRNA export from nucleus; mRNA splicing, via spliceosome. The coding region runs from base 563 to 1423 and encodes 286 amino acids. Gene Ontology annotation, molecular function: RNA helicase activity; RNA binding; ATP binding. NCBI's taxonomy places the organism in Eukaryota, Metazoa, Chordata, Mammalia, Afrosoricida, Tenrecidae.
UGAAAGAUGAGGCUUUCUCCUGUGGUAAAGAGCUACAGCCUCAGAAACUCACAGGAGCAGUUCUGCCUUGUGCUGUAGGGUAGCUGUGCGUUGGCAUUGACCCAAUGGCAAUGAAUUUGAUUGUUGUUUAAAAAAGAACAAACCCCGAGUAUUCACAAUGAAGGUGUGUGAAUUACAACCCAGUGACGCAAAGGAGGCGGGAGCCAGUGAGGUGGGGGUGAAGGGUGGGUUGGGUGUGGUAGAGAGAACCAGUUACUAUUCAGGACCUGGGGAGAAGCCGAUUUGUUCUGAGUAAAUGUGGUGGAGACAGCUGCUUGGCGUGGAGUCGGGAGGAGAGAGUGCCCAUAGGUAGGCCAUGGGAGUGGUCAGUGCAGAAAUAAGUCUAGGGAGUGCGUGGGGGGACCAGAGGAAGUCCUACAGAGAGGUCGGGAUCCAACACUGGGCCCAGGGCACCUCUGCUGCGGCUGCUCUUGUGUCUCUUUAAGCGGGGCCAGGCCCGGCCGGGGAACGUGGAGGAAGACCGGCUUCAGGUUCAGGUCCCUGUGGGCGCUCCCUCCAAUUGAUGCGAGGUGUCUUUAGCACCAUGGCGGAACAGGAUGUGGAAAACGAGCUUCUGGAUUACGAGGAAGAUGAAGAGCCCCAAGCCCCGCCAGAGAGCACCCCGGUUCCCCCCAAGAAAGACGUCAAGGGCUCCUACGUGUCCAUCCACAGCUCUGGCUUCCGGGACUUUCUGCUGAAGCCUGAGCUGCUCAGGGCCAUCGUGGACUGUGGCUUUGAGCAUCCUUCUGAGGUCCAGCACGAGUGCAUUCCUCAGGCCAUCUUGGGCAUGGACAUCCUGUGCCAAGCCAAGUCGGGCAUGGGCAAGACGGCAGUGUUCGUGCUGGCCACCCUGCAGCAGAUUGAGCCUGUCAACGGACAGGUGACGGUCCUGGUCAUGUGCCACACGCGGGAGCUGGCCUUCCAGAUCAGCAAGGAGUAUGAGCGGUUCUCCAAGUACAUGCCCAGCGUCAAGGUGUCUGUGUUCUUCGGCGGGCUCUCCAUCAAGAAGGACGAGGAGGUGCUGAAGAAGAACUGCCCGCACGUCGUGGUGGGGACCCCCGGCCGCAUCCUGGCGCUGGUGCGCAACAGGAGCCUCAACCUGAGGAACGUGAAGCAUUUUGUGCUGGACGAGUGCGACAAGAUGCUUGACCAGCUAGACAUGCGGCGGGAUGUGCAAGAGAUCUUCCGCCUGACGCCGCACGAGAAGCAGUGCAUGAUGUUCAGCGCCACCCUGAGCAAGGAGAUCCGGCCCGUCUGCCGCAAGUUCAUGCAGGAUCCCAUGGAGGUGUUCGUGGACGACGAGACCAAGCUCACGCUGCACGGAUUGCAGCAGUACUACGUCAAGCUCAAGGACAGCGAGAAGAACCUUGAGCAGAGUCGAUAA